Molecule: messenger RNA, 771 nt
Organism: Suillus clintonianus
Lineage: Eukaryota; Fungi; Basidiomycota; Agaricomycetes; Boletales; Suillaceae
Product: kinase-like domain-containing protein
Exons: 8
Coding region: 1-771 (256 amino acids)
Biological process (GO): protein phosphorylation
Molecular function (GO): ATP binding; protein kinase activity
Source: RefSeq, a predicted model, not a curated record
AUGUUCUCCCUCCUGCAACAAUUCCUUGGCCUUGCUGGACAGACUCGGACACCAAAUGACCAAGUGUCUCUUGUCCAGCCUUCUGUUGAUAGUAUUCCCGCAAGCGAGACCCCGAUUGCCGACACUCCCAAUAGAACUUCUGAAGAUCAUAUCCCCAGUGAAUGCGACUCUAGUCCUGACACAGAGUACUCUGCUACCUGUAUCAAACCAAGCGAUAUCAUUAGGCAAACCAUCUACCCAACCGCAUCAGGUGGCCUUGGAGAUGUUUACAAGUGCACAUGGAACUCCAGCGCAAGUUCGGAUGAGGUCGCAGUCAAAUCCCCACGAUUCAUAACUCUGAGUAAACCUGAACGUGUCAAAAUCAACAAGAACCUUGACCGCGAGAUCCGUAUAUGGGCCACGUUGAAGCAUCAAUAUGUAUUGCCCUUACAUGGCACUGUAGAGGAGUUCGGCCCAUUUCGCGCAUUAGUUUCCCCCUGGAUACCGAAUGGGACUUUGGACUCUUACCUUAAGGCGAAUAAGACCCUCUCGAUGAUGGGUAGGCUCCUCCUCCUUAAACAAAUCGCCGAGGGGCUCCAGUAUCUCCACGAUCAAAACGUGAUACACGGCGACCUCGCUAGUAACAAUGUUCUAGUUGCUGACGAUGGAUCGCCUCGCCUUGCGGAUUUCGGAAUCUCCAAUAUCAUGGUGCAAUCCAGCCCUACCUUUUCCUUCCACAUCGGUGCAAUUCGCUGGGUCGCUCCAGAGCUCCUUGACCCCCCGGAAGAUUAA